Messenger RNA from Thelazia callipaeda (thelaziosis nematode), 1635 nucleotides. The record is from the annotation of a GenBank genome assembly. Lineage: Eukaryota; Metazoa; Nematoda; Chromadorea; Rhabditida; Thelaziidae.
AUGAAACUCGGACAAUUUGAUCGGAAAUGGACUCAGCUGGUUGAAAUGGUUGAUGACGAAAUGCGGUCUAUUGCAAUGAAGGCCAACGAACUGCGUCAUCGGUAUAUCAUGAAAUGCUUACACAUUACCCGUCCAUAUAACAGUCCAAUGGAAAAUUGGGCUGCACAAAAAAACAAAAGUGAUUUUGUCAAUAAUCGACCAAAACCAUAUCAAAAUGAUACCAACUUUUCUGACAAAGCUCAUAUGAACACGAUGUCAAUGCAUCAGCAGCAGUACAAGAAAUCUGGUUACGGUGGUGUUUACAUGAACAGAGUUCAAGGUUCAAGACCUCCAUUUCGAAGUUCAGUAGGGUUCAAUUCUACUGAUCAGAUGGGUCAAACAAGUACUUUCAAAAGAACCGAUAGUAACACAAUCGACAACAAUAAAAUUGGUGCGAACGUAGGCUCAAAUUCAGUGGUCAAAUCUGCUGUGCCAGAGGUGCCUUUCCCGACGAAAGAAUCAGAUUCCAAUAAAGUACCGAAGUUUUAUUGUGACAUAGAAGGCAAACUACGAUUGAUUAACAUCACGUAUGCAAUUCUAGCAGCACUAGCUGGGGAAAUUUCGGAAUCUGAAAAUGAUGUCGGAUCGGUAAUUGUGAAUGUCGCUUCAAUGGAAAAGAUUCCAAGUCAAAACGAUCUUUCUCAUGCAAGCGAUUUAUCUGCUAAAGAAACGAGUGUUUCAACAGUUGAUGAGCCAUGGGAUACAAGAGUUCUUCGUUAUCCUUACGGAAAACCUUUAGAACUGAAUGUAUAUGUUGUCGAUCUUGAAGGCCCUUAUGCAUGGGUACGUUUGAGUGAUGGUGAGGAACCACCACGUUUUGAUGAAGUAGAUAUGAAACUGGAAGCAAUGAAGGCAGUAGAAUGGGAAGAAGUGUUCCCCGGAACACCUUGUGUGGUAUAUGCACGUUUUAAAUCUCUUGAUCUGGUCAAUGAUGGCAGGGCACGUGGAUUUACGGAGUGCGGAUCUUAUGCUCGUGCAAUCGUGGAAUACUGUAAUGAUUCUAAGAAAACAGUAACUGUGCGUUUGGUUGAUUUCGGUUUCCGACUCACGGAACUAGACGCAUCAGCCAUUAAACCAUUAAUGAUUAAUUUUGAUGGACCGCCUCUAGCAUUCCGUCUGCAAAUUGAUUCUCUCCCGAAAGUAUUCUUUGUAUUAUUUAAAAAAUGCCGACGACAGAAAGAAAGAUUGAAUCGUUAUGUGACUCUUUCUACUCGUUUGACACCAGCUAAUGAGAGAUCAUAUUUGUGUUGGCCGAAAACUUGGAAGGCAUUAGAUGUGCAAAAGGAAAUUUUGAACAGAAACUAUAAUGAUUAUUCGGGCUUUCGAUCAACUACUCAGAACUUCCGACAUCGGCAAUAUGUUGGUCAAAGUCUCGCCCCAGAAAUGCCAACAAAUAUGGGGAAAGAAUCAAAAGCAAUGAAGUGUCCAAAUGAUGAGCAUUCUUCUCCUCAUUCUACUCAACUAUCAGUUGGUAGCAAUCAGCCGAUAACCUGCCGCUUCCCAAUGCAAACACCGGCACGCAUGCAAAUGUUUAAGCCUCCUAAAAUAAAUCCACUAACAUUGGUUUUAAAAACGGAUGAUAAAAUAAGAGGUUAA